AUACUCCCAUUGCCACUAUCUCUUCAUCGCAUCUACAUAUCAAUGUAACCAAAUAAUGUUGUCUUUACUGGUAGUAUGCGUAGAGACGUAAAACGAGUGACAUAACCGACGUAGGGGUAGAAUGACAUUAGGGGAAUGUGGAAAAUUUUUCCUGGCAACCCUGAAUCGCCUCCAUGUUUUAAAAGAACCUUUACCGAACUUUACUGCUUCAGUGUAUGAUGGCAGAGAGGAGGUAGCCAUUAAGAGAAUAAAAUAACAUAAGUAUUUGAAACCUUUUGAAAUUCCUAGAAAUGACGUUAUUUUCUAAAAAAAAUCCGAGAGUAAAACACUUGUCGACCAAAAUAGCGACUUUAUAUUAGGAAAAUGUAAUAGCAUAGAGGAUGACAUAAUUUCGGCGAGUCUUGGAAAUUACGUCAUAUUCCAAGAAUUUUUCGAAACCGGAAUUAAAACCGAAUUAAUUAACCAUUUCCCGAUCUCAUUUUUCGAUUUUUUGUGAGUUUUUGUGGGGUUGGGCAAUCAGAAAUUGUAAAAUGCUGUUCAACUAUUCUGACUUAUUGAAACUCUUUCUAAAUAUAUUCUAUAUAAUUUUUUUCCAAUAAAUAAUCUCAUUUUUUAUUGCAUUAUAUCAUCAUUUCUAAAAAGAUCCUUGCUACUGACUACUGCUGACUAUUUGUGGUAUCCUGAUGUUUUUGUCCUCAAAGUAGCUUUUUCUGUAAUCAAUACGGAAAAGGAGCAAUGUUUUUUCUAUUAUUUGAUUAAACUUUAAAGCUAUUUUUAUGUCUUAUCGCCUUUAGCCUUCGAUGAUCGUAAGUACGAAUGCAAAUUUCUGUUCUCGUUGUGCAUGUGCACGUUUUUCCCACCAAGAGCACCAGAGAAAAAAUGUGUCUAUAGUUCGGCCGUUGUCAGCUAGAGGCUCGUAUUCUUAGUGCGCAUUUUUUAACAUUGCAUCUGUGAUCUCGCUAUUCAUCUCUGAUCAUUCUAAUACAUACAUAUGUACAUAUCAAUGGAUUGUAUUAUUAAUCAUCGUAAUAUUUAUAUUAACGUAAUCAUUAAAAAAUGCAUCAGUGUUAAUCGUUAGAAAUAUAGUUGUUGAGUGGGUGUAAAGCGAAUACGCCUAUCAUAAAUAAUGAUAGAAAAAUGGAGUAAUAUUUGGGAAUAUAUAUAUGCAUUUCUAAACUCAACUACAUUUUGAUUGUAUAUAAUGUGGAAUUUUUUAUGUAGAUAUUUUUGUACAUUUUGGAUUAUCUAUUUACAUAUGCUGAUUUUAUUAAAAGUUUUUCUUAAAUAACAUCUGUGUAUAUCUAUAUACAAAGACAUAGAAUAUAAAUUGCUCAUAUAAAUUAUAAUUUAUUAUAAAUUUAUUAUAUCAUAUUGUUCAAUAUACAAUGUAUCUUAAUUAUAAAAAAAAUACAAAGCAUUGAUAAUAUAUUUUAUAAAAAUGCAUUUUUCUAUACCAGAUACACAAGAAUUUAUUGAUGCAACUGAUAAUACAUAUGUGGGUUACAACAUUCAUAUAAAUGGAUUAUUUCAUUGUACUGUGAGAUAUAAACAACUACACAGUCUCCAUGAACAAUUGGCUAGAAAUUUAGAUAUAUCUCUCCCAGCAUUUCCCCCUAAAAAAUUUUUUCCUUUAACAACAAAUCAGCAAGAAGAGCGUCGUCUUUCUUUGGAAAAAUAUAUUCAAACAAUUGGACAAAAUCCAGUUGUUAAUAAUUCGGGAAUGUUAAAUGGAUUUUUGUUAAAUGCUCAGCAAGAAACUAUUGGAGGCCCAUCUAAUAAUGAAUUUAUGGACAUUUUUCUUAUGAAUGGUUGUAAAAUAACAAUAAAUGUUUCUACAGGGGAUCAUUCUGGUAGUGUUUUAGAGAAAGUAUACAAGAGCCUUAGACUACCUGAAGAAUAUUAUUCAUAUUUUGUAUUAUUUAUUGUUGCUCACGAUGAAGCAAAUAGUGUUCAUUUACUACGAAAAUUGCAAAACUUUGAAUCCCCAUUUAUAACUAUUAAACAUCUACACGUUAUAGGAAGUAAAGUUGUACUUGGAAAAAAUUAUUGGGAUGUGGGCUAUGAUUUGAAAAUAAUGGAUAAUGAGGUGGCAAUGAAUUUAUUAUAUAUUCAAGCAGUUGCUGAAAUUAAUUGGGGAUGGAUUCCCAUUACAGAUGAACUAAGAAACAAGCUAACAGUCUUAAAAAAGCAUGGAAAGAAAAAAGAAUAUCUGGACAUAGUACGUACUUCAAAGUAUUAUGGAUAUAUUCAUUUUGCUCCAUGUCUUUGUGAUUAUCCUCAACCAGAUUCAAAAGUAUUAGUAGCCAUAGGUAGAAAUGAAUUAAAUUUGCGUAUAUUAAAUGAUGGAGAACAAUGCGAAGAAGUAUUUAAAGUCUCACGAAUGCGUUGUUGGCGUAUAACUACUGUGCAAAAUGGAUCUGAAAGGGGAGGAGAAGAAAGUGAUGAGUUUAGUUUAGAAUUAUCAUUUGAAUAUUUAAUAGCUAAAAAUCAAUUACAAUGGGUUACAAUUACUUCAGAACAAGCUAUCUUAAUGUCUGUAUGCUUGCAAGCUAUGAUUGAUGAAUUAUUAUCAAAGACUGUUGAUAGUAAUAAUAAGGCUCAGGAGGUGUCUCAAAAAUCCUGGAUUUAUGUUAUGAGAAAUGGCCAGAGUAUUACAGUGGGAUCAAGCUCUAAUGAAGAAUCUGAAGAAAGUAAAAAGAAUCGUUGUAUUAAACAACCUUCUAAAUCAGAACCAAUUAUGAAGAAACUUGCUGACAGAUUAUCAGUAGUAAAAAUAAAAAAAUCUAGUGAUGUUAGAAGUAACAUAAGUAGCAAGGUUCAAGGAAAACAAACAUUGGAAUAUGAUAUGGAAAAUAAUGCAUUUCGCAUGAUCGAUGAUGACGACUUAUGAAUAUAUAAACUGGAACUGUGAAAUGAAAAAUACAUUAGAAAUAUCUCGAAAAAUA
Molecule: messenger RNA, 2945 nt
Organism: Bombus impatiens (common eastern bumble bee)
Lineage: Eukaryota; Metazoa; Arthropoda; Insecta; Hymenoptera; Apidae
Gene: Snx17
Product: sorting nexin-17
Exons: 9
Coding region: 1439-2890 (483 amino acids)
Biological process (GO): intracellular protein transport
Cellular component (GO): early endosome
Molecular function (GO): phosphatidylinositol binding
Source: RefSeq, a predicted model, not a curated record